Messenger RNA from Chrysochloris asiatica (Cape golden mole), 1794 nucleotides. RefSeq names its product brain-enriched guanylate kinase-associated (gene BEGAIN). The coding region runs from base 10 to 1794 and encodes 594 amino acids. The record is from RefSeq and is a predicted model, not a curated record. Lineage: Eukaryota; Metazoa; Chordata; Mammalia; Afrosoricida; Chrysochloridae. Gene Ontology annotation, cellular component: synapse. The transcript has 6 exons.
GCCGCAGACAUGGAGAAACUCAGCGCGCUGCAGGAACAGAAGGGCGAGCUGCGCAAGCGGCUGUCCUAUACGACGCACAAGCUGGAGAAGCUGGAAACCGAGUUCGACUCCACGCGCCACUACCUGGAGAUCGAGCUGCGGCGCGCGCAGGAGGAGCUCGAGAAGGUCACCGAGAAGCUGCGCCGGAUUCAGAGCAACUACCUGGCUCUGCAGAGAAUCAACCAGGAGUUGGAAGACAAGCUAUACCGCAUGGGUCAGCACUAUGAAGAGGAGAAACGGGCCCUGAAUCACGAGAUAGUUGCCCUCAACAGCCACCUGCUAGAGGCCAAGGUGACCAUCGACAAGCUGUCGGAGGACAACGAACUCUAUAGGAAGGACUGCAAUCUAGCGGCUCAGCUGCUGCAGUGCAGCCAGACCUAUGGCAGGGUCCGUAAGGUGUCCGAGCUGCCCUCGGAUUUCCAGGAACGAGCGAGCCUGCACAUGGAGAAGCUUGGCUGCAGCCUGCCCACCUCUCUCUGCCACCCGGCCUAUGCGGACAGCGUGCCAACCUGUGUCAUCUCCAAGGCCCUGGAGAAGCCGGACCCUGGCAGCCUGUCCUCCCGCCUGUCGGACGCCUCGGCCCGCGAGCUGGCCUUCCGCGACGGGCUGGAGAAGCCGAGCCCGCGGCCCCCAUACAAGGGGGACAUCUACUGCAGCGACACGGCCCUCUACUGCCCCGAGGAGCGGCAGCGCGACCGGCGGCCCAGCGUGGACCCGCCCGUGAGCGACGUGGGCUUCCUGCGGGCACAGAACUCCACCGACAGCGCAGCCGACGAGGACGAGGACGAGGAGGCCCGGGCGGCCGCCUUCCCCAGCGGCUUCCGGCAUGACGCCUUCCCAGCCUACGCAGGCUCGCUGCCCACGUCCAGCUCGUACUCCAGCUUCAGCGCCACGUCCGAGGAGAAGGAGCAGGCCCAGGCCAGCACGCUCACCGCCUCGCAGCAGGCCAUCUACCUGAACAGCCGCGACGAGCUCUUCGAGCGCCCACCGCCCGCUCCGCCAGCCUACCAGGGCAGCCCGCGCUUCGCCAAGGCCGCGGCCGCGGUGGCCGGCCCACUCGAGGCCGAGGUGGCCCCGGCCUUCGCGCGGACCGUGUCCCCCUACCCGGCCGAGCCCUUCCGCUUCCCGGGCUCCCCGGGCCCCCAGCAAGCCCUGAUGCCCCCCAACAUGUGGAGCCUGCAAGCCAAGCCGGCCUCGGCGCGGCUGUCCGGGGAGGACCUGCGGGCCCAAUGGCGGCCGGUGAGCGUGGAGGACCUGGGCGCCUACUCCUACCCGGCCUCGGCCGCUGGCCGCGCGUCCCCCUGCAGCUUCUCCGAACGCUACUACGGCGGCGCCGGGGGCAGCCCGGGCCCGAAGGCCGAGGGCCGCGCCAGCCCCCUCUACGCCAGCUACAAGGCGGACAGCGGCUCCGAGGGCGACGACCUCGCCCAGGGCCACCGGGCUGAGCCCUGCUUCCGGAGCCCCGGGCGCUCGGCCGAUCCGCUGCCCGGCUACGCGCCCAGCGAGGGCGACGGGGUGCAGCUGUGCGGGGCGGCCGGCAGCCCGGAGCCCGAGCGCGGCCACGGCUACGGCAGCGAGCACAGCCCUCACAGCUCCCGGGACUCGCUGGGACCCAGCUCCAUGGAGGCCUCGCCCGAGAUGCGGCCUGCAGCCCUGCUCAGCCCCCAGCAGGCCUUCCCUAGGACUGGGGGCUCGGGUCUGAGCCGCAAGGACAGCCUGACCAAGGCCCAACUCUAUGGCACCUUGCUCAAUUGA